AUGUUCCAAGUAAAAAGCAGGAACAGCCGUCGGAACGAAACCCUACAAGCCCAAUCUUCUCUUCCCUUAGGUCAAUUUAAGGGUGUGGUGAAAAUGGCGACAGUGCCAGGACAGUUGAUUUGGGAGAUCGUGAAGAAAAACAACUCUUUUUUGGUGAAGGAGUUUGGAAAUGGAACUGCCGGUGUCGUUUUCAGCAAGGAGCCUAACAAUCUCUGCAAUCUCCACUCGUAUAAGCACUCUGGGUUGGCAAACAAGAAGACUGUCACCAUUCAACCUGGCAAAGAUCAUUCAGUGUUGCUUGCAACAACAAAGACCAAGAAACAGAACAAGCCUGCCAGUUUGUUAAACAAGUCUGUCAUGAAGAAACAGUUUAGCCGUAUGGCCAAGGCUGUUUCAAACCAGGUGGCUGAUAACUAUUACAGGCCCGAUCUGAAGAAAGCAGCUCUUGCAAGGUUGAGUGUUGUGAACAGGAGCCUUAAGGUUGCCAAAUCCGGUCCUAAGAAGAAGAACAGGCAGGCUGUAAAGAUCCCUGGUAGAAAGUGA
Molecule: messenger RNA, 543 nt
Organism: Fraxinus pennsylvanica
Lineage: Eukaryota; Viridiplantae; Streptophyta; Magnoliopsida; Lamiales; Oleaceae
Source: the annotation of a GenBank genome assembly